Messenger RNA from Dicentrarchus labrax (European seabass), 2011 nucleotides. It is a transcript of the gene ccdc197, whose product is annotated as coiled-coil domain-containing protein 42 homolog. Bases 477 to 1634 code for a protein of 385 amino acids. Lineage: Eukaryota; Metazoa; Chordata; Actinopteri; Moronidae. The transcript is spliced from 9 exons. The record is from RefSeq and is a predicted model, not a curated record.
GUGAAAAUCAUCAGAAUAUGGUGAUUUUGAGUAUUUCUGCCACCACUGCACAUAGUCUGCAGAGGAGCAGAAUUAAUCACGUGAUCUCCUAAAGAAGUUGAUAACAUCCCGAACCCUUCCUGGACUUCAGACUCAGCAAUCCAUAGUUUGUUCCUCGGUAAAACUUCGCGGGCAUUAGCACGGAGUGAGCGCUCUUUAAUUUCCUCCUCGCUUUGGACCUCUGACGAUCUCAUUUCUAUGCCUCUCACUCAGUCCAUAAAACAGAACCGCCUCCAUGGCAGUUCCCAUGACAACGGAGAAACGAUCCCGGCACGUUCCCUGUUGUCUCGCCUGCGUUUCCCGGGAAACUGCUACACAAAUCCAAGAAAAACAUCCGGAAAAGACCCUUGGUCGUCCUUCUGACCGUCCGAAAGUGGAAUAACUGCAGGACUUGUUCACUCACCAGGACUCCUGGACGAUAUAUUCACAGAAAAAACAUGAUGACUUCUUCCCUUCCUGUCUUAGAUAGCAGCGACCCCCGUCUAAAACUGACGGUGCAAAACAGAAUAAGAAACAUUUUUGUAACACAGUCGGAAGACACCAGGCAUAGAAAGGAGGAAGAUGUCAACCACAUACCUGUUGUAACAGAGACUUCCAGCAGAGUCCUCGAGACAGGAGUGAACACUUUGCAAAAGACCCUGGUUCUGAAGAAACAGGCUGAGUUGGACGAGGUGAACAAGCAACUCACACUCAAACGGCAAGAGUUUAAGAGCUGUGUGGAGGCACUAGCUCAGAGGAGGUCUGAACUGGAGAUAAAACAACAGCAGACUAAAGAAAGAGCGAUAAAAUUUGAGAAGUUUGUGGCUGAAAAUGAAGUGAAGCGACGUCGGGCACUGAAGAAGUAUGAGGCUGCGCGGGAGCAGAACGUUUUGAAGCAGAGAGAGAUAGAAGAUCUGACAGAACAGCUGAAACAACUUAGAGCAAGGCAGCAAGUUUUAAAGGAGAGAAUGGCAAAAUACAAAAUCUAUGAAGACUAUUUGAUGAAAACACUAGAUUAUCUCCCCACCACUUACCUUGAUAAUGGGUCCGACUCUUUGGUUAUGCCCAUCAUUCGACGCCAUGAGACCCUGUCCAUCACCCACCAGGAUCUGCUGCAGCGCUUGGAGCGUCUGGAGGAGGAGGUGGAGCAGGGCCAGCGACAACUGCAGACCAUGAAGCAGCAGCACAGCAUAAAAAAACUGAUGGCCAAUAAGGAUCUGUCUGAACUCCAGAGUGAGUUGGAAACCCUGAAAGAGAAGAACAAGCAGGCAGAGGUCAACCUGCUGAUGCAACAAAGCCUGUCCAGAGAGAAGGUUGAAGAAGUAGGAGUCUUGCUUAUGGCCAUCAACAACCUCGCAGAGCAGUGUUAUCUAGCAGCAUAUGGACCUCUGGAAAACAUGGACAUAUUGACAAUGAUGGAAAUGGUAAAGGAGUACAUUUUGGACAAGGCAGACACGGAGAAGAGAGCGAGGAGACUGAUGGAGUCGGGGUCUGCAAUGACUAGUAGAACAGUUCUGACAGACAGAAGAGAGAGGGGAUCGAUGAAAAGCAUUGGCAGUAAAACACAAAUCAAAAGUUCGAGUAAAGUCAGUAGGAAGAGCGGGACGACGAGUUGAUGUAGAACUUUUACAACUUAUCACCGUGUUUUCAUGCUAAGUGUGAGCGUGAAUGUUCAUUUUUUACCUUGGAGACAGUAGUUUGACUCUGGAAAAGCUAGUAAAUUAACUUUGUGUUAAGUCAUUUUGUUAAGAUUAAGAGUUGUUUAGACUCUUUGAUGCAGUUUCAGUGUUCAUAACUCUUAAUGCAAAAUGCUAUGCACCAAAUUUUGCACUUAAACAUUUAUAUAGAUUUUGUAAGUAAUAUAAUGUGCAAAGUGUAUUUGAGCAUCAGAACUUUGCAAAUGUGUAUCUCUGGAAUGUAAUCAUUGUUGCAUUUUAAAAUAAAAUGGUCACAGUCAAAUGAUGCCGACAGGAGGUAAUACCCAUCAACAAGG